Messenger RNA from Portunus trituberculatus (swimming crab), 7899 nucleotides. It is a transcript of the gene ATP8A, whose product is annotated as probable phospholipid-transporting ATPase IA. The record is from RefSeq and is a predicted model, not a curated record. Gene Ontology annotation, cellular component: plasma membrane. Lineage: Eukaryota; Metazoa; Arthropoda; Malacostraca; Decapoda; Portunidae. Gene Ontology annotation, molecular function: ATP binding; ATPase-coupled intramembrane lipid carrier activity; magnesium ion binding. Gene Ontology annotation, biological process: phospholipid translocation.
AUGUGGGUGCUGGGCAGCAAGGCGCCUCUGGCCAGCCAGGAGAGCAUGGGCGUGCUGCUGAGCGGCAGCACGCCCAUCUCGCCACCCCCACGCUCGCUGUCCACCAGGUCCUUCCCGGCACAACCCUGGAACGGCUCCCAGAAGUCCUGGCACAACGCGAGCCACGCGGCGCUCUCCUCCCUGCGCCUCGUCCCACGGACAGAUGACGACUCAGGUGGCGGCGGCAGUGAGGGCGAGGGCGGGGGCGGGCUUGGAGGCGGCGGCGGGGGUGGAAUGGGCGGCCAGGACUACCGUACCGUCUUCCUCAAUGAGCCGCAGCCCUUCAAGUACUGCUCCAACGCCAUCUGCACCGCCAAGUACCGCUACAAACUGCUCUUCUUCCUGCCAAUGUUUCUGUUUGAGCAAUUCCGACGCUACGCUAAUAUCUUCUUCCUCAUCAUCGCCUUGCUGCAGCAAAUUCCGGGAGUGUCACCUACUGGCCGCUACACAACACUGGUGCCCCUCAUCUGCAUCCUGGUGGUGUCAGCCAUCAAGGAGAUUGCAGAGGACAUUAAACGUCAUCGGGCGGACGACGAGUUGAACAAGAGGGAGAUAGAGGUGCUGAAGGAUGGACAGUGGCAGUGGAUCAAGUGGCGCCACAUACAGGUCGGGGACAUUGUCAAAGUGCGCAACAACAAGUUUUUUCCUGCCGACUUAGUCCUCCUCGCCUCCAGUGAACCCCAAGCCCUGUGCUACGUGGAGACGGCCAAUCUGGAUGGUGAGACAAACCUCAAGAUUCGCCAGGGCCUGCCUCAGACAGCGCACCUGCUGGAGGCGCGGGACCUCAUGAACCUGUCCGGCAAGGUGGAGUGUGAGGCGCCCAACCGCUUCCUCUACCAGUUCACCGGCAACCUCAAGGAGACCAGCCGACCGACUGUGCCGCUGUGCCCAGACCAAGUGCUGCUGCGUGGUGCCAAGCUGCAGAACACUAACUGGGUCUUUGGGCUGGUUAUCUACACAGGCCAUGAAACAAAGCUUAUGAAGAACUCUGCUACCUCAGCACCUCUCAAACGCUCCACGGUGGACAAGCAGACAAACAACCUGAUCAUCCUGCUGUUUUUCCUGCUCAUUGUGUUAUGCCUCAUUAUGGCCGUGUGCAACUCACAGUGGCCGGCUGAGCUCCACUGGUACCUCUCCCUGGAUGGUGAGUCAGGCGGGGCUAUGGUGGCCUGGGAUGUCUGGGCCUGGCUGUGGGAAGAUCUGAGCGUGUUCAACUUUGGGAUUAACUUCAUUACGUUUAUCAUUCUCUUCAACAACCUGAUCCCCAUUUCCCUGCAGGUCACCUUAGAAGUUGUCAGGUUCAUACAGGCUGGCUUCAUCAACAAUGACAUCAAUAUGCUGUAUGAAGAGAACAACAUCUGGGCCAUGGCAAGGACCUCCAACCUGAAUGAGGAGCUUGGGAUGGUCAAGUAUGUCCUUUCCGACAAGACAGGAACACUCACUUGCAACAUUAUGGAGUUCAAGCGAUGCAGUGUUGGGGGCAAUAUUUACAGUAUGAGUGAUGGGAGCGUGCAGGACCUGAUAGUGCUGGUGGAGAGUGGCGGGCCGGGCUCUGACAUGGCUCGGCAGUUUCUCAUCAUGCUUGCCGUCUGUCACACCGUCAUCCCAGACAGAGAUGAGGGCCGGCCUGACAGUGCCAUAAAGUAUCAUGCCGCCUCACCCGAUGAACGAGCAUUGGUGGAGGGGGCACAGAAACUCGGCUUUGUGUUUGAGACUCGCACACCAGACUAUGUUGAGGUGGACGUGCUGGGAACCAAGGAGCGCUACGAAGUGCUCAAUGUGCUGGAGUUUACCUCGGCACGCAAACGUAUGAGUGUGAUUGUCAAGACUCCCGACGGCCAGAUCAAGCUUUACUGCAAGGGAGCCGACACGGUGAUCUAUGAGCGCCUUGGGGACAGCCAAGAGUUUAGAGAUGUCAUUGUGAGGCACCUUGAGGACUUUGCUGGUGAGGGGCUGAGGACACUGUGCUAUGCUGUGGCUGACAUAUCACAAGAGUAUUAUGAGAAGUGGAAGAACAUCUACCACAAGGCAAGCACUGCACUACAGUUCCGUGAGAAGAAGCUGGAGGAUGCAGCACAACUUAUCGAGAACAACCUGACACUGCUCGGGGCCACAGCCAUUGAAGACAAGCUCCAAGAUGAGGUUCCAGAGACCAUAGCAUCCCUCUUGAAGGCUGGGAUCCAUGUGUGGGUGCUGACUGGAGACAAGCAGGAGACAGCCAUCAACAUUGGCCAUUCCUGCCACCUGCUGAAUCAAGGAAUGCCACUCAUAAUCCUCAACACUGACUCCCUUGACGAGACACGAGACACCAUUAACCGUCAUGUGGUGGAGUUUGGGGAGCAGCUGAAGCGAGAAAAUGAGGCUGCUCUGAUCAUUGAUGGUAAGACCCUGAUCUACGCCCUCACGCCAGACCUGCGCAAGGACUUCCUCGACCUGUGUGUCUCCUGCAAGAGUGUCAUCUGUUGUAGGGUGUCUCCAAGCCAGAAGGCAGAGGUGGUGGAACUCUUGACGCGGGAGACGGGGUCAGUCACGCUGGCGAUUGGCGACGGUGCCAAUGAUGUCGCCAUGAUCCAGAAAGCCAAUGUGGGUGUGGGCAUUGCUGGCUUGGAGGGUCUUCAGGCUGCCUGUGCCUCAGACUAUGCCAUCGGCCAGUUCCGAUUUCUGGCGAGAUUACUGUUCGUUCAUGGCGCGUGGAACUACAGUCGCUUGUGUAAAGUGAUCUUAUAUAGCUUUUACAAAAAUAUCUGCCUGUAUGUCAUUGAGUUGUGGUGGGCAGCGAUGUCAGGCUGGUCAGGGCAGGUGCUGUUUGAGCGCUGGAGCAUCGCCAUGUACAAUGUGCUGUUCACUGCCGCCCCACCGCUGGUCAUGGGCAUUUUUGACCGCUCCUGCAGUGCCGAGACUCGAAUGAAGUACCCCGAGUUGUACCGAGAGUCCCAGAGCGGCUCACACUUCAACUGGAAGGUGUUUUUGUGGUGGGUGUGGCUGGCGCUGGUCCACUCGGUGCUGGUGUUCGUGCUGCCAUACUUCAGCAUGACGCAGGACGUGGCGUGGAGCCAUGGCAGGGUGGGCGGCUACCUCAUGGUGGGCAACAUGGUGUACACUGUGGUCAUCACUGUCUGCCUCAAGGCCGGCCUGGAGACAGACGCCUGGACCUGGGUCACUCACCUCGCUAUCUGGGGCUCCAUUUCAUCCUGGUUUAUCUUCCUCCUUGUGUACUCCAACUUCUGGCCGGUGCUGCCCAUGGCUCCCGACAUGGUUGGAAUCUACCUGCAGGUGUACUCCUCUCCUGUGUUCUGGUUUGGAGUCAUCCUCAUCCCUCUGUCCUGUCUCCUGCUGGAUGUCACCACCAAGACGAUGCAAAACUCAGUCCGCAAGAGCUUAACGGAGCAAGUGAGAGAGAGUGAAAUAAGCAACAAGGACGUAUCCAAAGUCUUAGACACCAAGCACAGGCUGAGUGAGACUGCUCGGCUACUGAAGAAUGUGUUCCGUCGCACCACCACGCGUGUCAACCUGGAAGUAGAGCUUGCCCAUGGGUACGCCUUCUCACAAGAGGAACACGGGGUUAUGGGCCAAUCUGAGGUGAUCCGCUACUACGACACAACACAGCCCAAGCCCGGCGGCAUGUAAGGGCCGCCGCUACCACCCAUGAAUCACCUUUGCGCUGCAUCAUGGUGUAGAAGAUUAGCACAUGCAGACUCCCAGCACCAAGGACCCUUGUUUCUUGUAGCUUGUUUCACAGCAUCUAUGUCAUUUGACCCACAAUUUAUGACUUUGAAAUGUACUGCAUUGCAUGUCUUGAGUUUAAGAUCCAGGGUACAUUAAGGAAAGAUAUUUUUUAGCCAUAAAUUGCUGGAAAAAUAACAUAAAACAGCCACAAAAGGGAAGACACACCAGCAGGACUGUCACUACCUGCACCAGCACUGAGCUGCACUUGUUCAGAAUGCAUCAGGAAACUGUGUACUACGCCUAGAUUAAGUCCUUCAGUUUGGAAGAGUGUGAUGUGUGUGUUUGUUAAUAGUAUUCAUCCUACAACCAGUCUAGAUGUGGGUGAGGCAUGUGAUCCCUGGAGCAGCCUUCGGGAGGUGGUCAUUGCAGGCACUUCCAGGCAGUUGUGUGAUAACAAACUGACGACACUAAUGAUUAUUGUUUAUUAAUAUAAUCAUAAGGAACUCACCUUGCACUUAUCACUUGAAUGCUACUUUGUGAAAUAUUGCUUAUCUCAAAUACUCUGAGGGAGGAAGGCCAUGUGUACUCAGGUCAGACACGGAUGUUGAGAGAGGACCCAAGUGUUGGUCGGCAAGAUGUGGUGCCCGUGAAUCUCAGUGUUUGUAAGGGAUGGCAUUUUGUGGGAACGAAAAACCCAGUGGUGUUGCAAAGUGGAAGUUGACUGCAGGAGAGUCACAAGUUCAUGCAUGAGUUCUGUUUUUUAAAGACUGUUUGUAGGGAGGAAGAAAACUGUGAAUUGAAACUGCCAUCGUUUAAGGCUCUUUAUUGAUUUUUGUGUUCAUUAGGUAUAUCAUAUUUUUAUCUGUAAGUACAAAUUGUGCAUUUAUGAAUCAGGACAAAGAACUAAGUUGUCAUUAAACUUUUAAAAAUGUAAACUUGAUAUUAAAUUUUAUGAAUUGAAAUGUCUGUACAGAGAGAGACAGAGAUGCAGGUAAUAGAGAAAGUGUCAUAAUAGUACUUCAUGAGGAGAGUGAAAUGAUGUGUUCGAUGCUGUACCUUUCACCCUUCUGGAAACUCUUCUCUCCAUUAACACCAGCGCCUUGCACAACCACCACCACCACAUCAUCCUUACACCAGGAAACACAACACAAUGAGCAGCAUAAAUAACAAAAAACAGUAUAUUUUGAAUUCCUCUCAUAAUGACUCAUCUGAUAAAUCAAAAUUUGUAAAAAAAAAUGUAGAACUAAAAGGGGAAUAAGUACUUAAAGAUUCAGUUAGAAAUUUUAAUUUUGAUAUGAUAAAAAAAAGAAGGAAAUGAGGGUUUAGAGAGGAAAGUCAAAGAGAAAGAGUGGAAAUCAAGAGGUUGAAGAGAAGAGUCAAUAUUUCUCCUCUAAAUCAAGAAAAGAGAUGGAUUAACACCUUAAGUGGAAAUGGGUGAUGCAUGCAAGAAAACAACUUCCUGUGAAUUGUGAAUAUAGUUGAGUGUACCACAGGAGAAUUAUGGAGUAGAGAGCAAGUGUUAGAGUGUAAUGAAGGAAUGCAAGAUUUGGAAUGAAUAUAGACAUCUAUUACAGCCUGUCUGUAGGAGAAUAAUGGUAAUGAUGGUGGUUGAUGAUUGCUUAUGAUGUAGGGUGGUGGUGGUGGUGAUGGAAUUUUUGUUUACUUUGAAAUGUUACCUGAGUACAAAUGGUGAUCAUGACCUCAGACAUAUAAAAAGACAUUAUCUAGUCCAUUAAUAUUUGCUCAUGUAUACAUAUAUAUACUUAUUAAGUUUUAAUUCAAGGCAGCAAAAUAUUUAUAGCUUGAAAAAUGCAAAUUCUGCAAUUAGUAUCUUGUAACUUCUGUAUCUUUAUUGUUUAUUUUUUUGUCUCUUUGUUUUAUUGGUGCUGGUCUGUUUAAGGACCAUGAGCACCGUCCUGGUGACCCACCAUCCCAAUACUUAUUCAUAAUACUGAUGCUCUUGAGUCAGAAGUAUUCGUGUUCAGUAGAAGUGUAAGUGUGGAUGUCUGACGGGGAUCCAAGGGACGCAGUGCUGAGGCUCGCUGAACAAUUACCAGCUUUAAUCAACCCCAGGACACAGACAAACACACAUGCACACACACACACACACACACACACACACACACACACACACACACACACACACACACACACACACACACACACACACACACACACACACACACACAGUGGUAUGCUAGGUGACAUAUGCUUGGCAAGUGCUUCCGCCAAGUUGCAGUUAAAAAACAGCUCCUGAAACUGAUCUUAUAAAUUUCCUGCCAGUGCAAUCAUACACUUCUAGUUUCACCGCUGCUACAUCCCUUGUGUUUCUAAUGCUGCUGCCACUGCUGUUGCCACCCUUGCCAAGAGGGCAGAGUGUGAGGCACUCUGGGCCGCCACAAGGCUGACACUCCCCAUUGGCGUUGUACAGCAAGGCAGAGGAUGUGUGAGGCGAGUUCUCCAAGCACCAGUGCAGUCCAUCCUUAAGUUAGUUACAAUGUGGUCGAGGUCGGCGGCCUUCUGCCUGUCUGAGCUCGGCUCCCGAACUGGUUGUGGAGGAAUCUUGAGAUGAGGGACGUUGGCUGAACUGUUCAUAAUAGACAGUGCUUCUGUACAACAAACAUUAUUAAUCUAAUUUAUUUUUUCCGUAAAGCAUGAUUUUGUAUGACACCUCUGUCGUGUAUGAGUGGCCAAUGUUUGGCACUGUCAUGUUCUCAGACUGUCGGGUCCUUACCCAGAGUCUCCUUCCCUCUCCCCCAGCGAGAGCAAAGCAGUCAGGGCCGAGCUGUUGCAAGGCUCCUGCAGCACCAGUUCAUUGCCUGAACUGUAUACUACAUACUUAAAUUAUCUUUAUGUUUGGUGGUACAUUGUCGUAGAGUUUGUCCCAGUUGCUGUGGCAUCAUGAGGCGAUAAAAAUGAACGUAGACUUUAUGAACACUGUUAAAAAUGAACCUGAAUUGUGCUUGAAAAGUGUGUAAUCUGUUUGUGUGUGUUGCACUUUGUUGCCGCUGGCCCGGGGUGCGGCAGGGGCUGCCGCUGAGCAGGUUGACUCAGUGCCUGGGACGAGUAAUGUUAUCACAAGAUCAGAGACUUUUAAAACUAUCAUUAAAGGUUUUUAAAAGUCUGAUGGAGGCCAUUUCUCUGAAGUGCUUAUAUAGUAAUGGAGAUACUAUAUACAAAUAAAUAGAAAGCUUUAUAAAUGAAAUCCUUAUAAAUGCUUGUUUAUAUUUGAAACAUAUAUAAAAGUUUUAUUUUUGAAGCGUCUGUUUUAGGUUAGGUCCGUUUAAGUUAAGUCAGUAUGUGUCCUUCGUGUAUUCCUGUACCCACUGCUUUGUGCCGAGAGACUGUGGCCGGACACCAGCAGCAGCACUGGAGGGCCAGCGCCGGUGCCGUGUGUCCAGAGUCGGUGUUGUCUUGUGGUGUGUUGUGGUGUGAUGUGCUGUCUGCCAGCCACUAACUGUGUCAGCCAUCAUGGUCCUGGUGAUUGGCAGCACUGUGGCACUGUUGACUGGUGGUACUGUGACACUGUUGACUGGUGCCAUGGUGGCACCAUUGACUGGUGGCACUGUAGUACCAUUGGCUGGUGGCACUGUGGUACCAUUGGCUGGUGACACUGUAUUACUAUUGACUAAUGGCACUGUGGUACCAUUGACUGGUGGCACUGUAGUACUGGUUAUUAGUGGCACCAUGAUUGGCCACCAGUACUCAGUGAGGUCAAUGGUGGCAUGGUGGCCCUUGUGCCAGUGCCCAGCAGAUCCUCUCUUCAGAGAUGUGUGAGGCACAGUCCAGGCUGUCAGUGUGGUGAGGCACUGAGGGCGUGGCACCAGGCUGGGGGUGAGGUGAGGGUGGUGGUGCCAGGAAGAUGGGGUAGGCCAGGGUGCUGCCACAGUCCGCCUGUGCCCCAGACUGCUGCCGCUGCCCUGCGUGACGAGUUAUCCGCAAGUCUGCCAACAUGUACAGUGCUCCUUAUUUCCCUCUUUCUUGCUGUUCCGUGUGUGUGCCGUGUACGUGUCUGUAUGUUUGUAUGUAAGACAGUUUCUUGUGAUUCACUGUCUGUGUCUUUCACGCGGCCCGGGUGAGGCAAGGAAUCCUUUAUCUUUGAUAUUACACCAAGCAGGGCGCGGGGCUCCUGGGUCCCGUGCAAAGAUAAUAUAUCCUAAAAUAGAUGUAAAAAUAAAGGCUUCUCAUAUUAAA